Abrus precatorius (Indian licorice) is the source of this 2435-nucleotide messenger RNA. Its product is annotated as chloride channel protein CLC-e. Gene Ontology annotation, molecular function: voltage-gated chloride channel activity. The transcript has 7 exons. The record is from RefSeq and is a predicted model, not a curated record. NCBI's taxonomy places the organism in Eukaryota, Viridiplantae, Streptophyta, Magnoliopsida, Fabales, Fabaceae. Bases 31 to 2253 code for a protein of 740 amino acids. Gene Ontology annotation, cellular component: chloroplast thylakoid membrane. Gene Ontology annotation, biological process: chloride transport; transmembrane transport.
CGGUGGCGUGCGAAGAAGUCGGAAUAAGAAAUGGUUGGCUUACGAUGCAUAGCGGGAGUAGGAGUUCACCGCAGCUGGCAGCAUCAUGGAAUCCUUGCUUCUAAAUCUGAAGAGGCAGUAACGCUAACACGGUGGUGCUCAUUCUUCCCUACUUCUCCUUCUGCUAUCACGAACAAAAAUCAUCAGUGCCGAAUUAAGCCCAGACGCCCGUUUUCAGUGCCUGACAAUAGAGAUGUUGAGGAUGAAGGAGCAUCUCCUUGGGAACAACUAGGUCUAGAGCUAGAAUGGAAGCUCCUCACAAGUAGGAUUCGCGAUUCUGGAAUAAUAUCUUCAUGCCUGGUUGGUCUCCUCACCGGUGUGGCUGUCGUUCUCUUCAAUAAUGUGGUCCAUGAAAUUCGUGAUUUGUUCUGGGACGGGAUUCCCUAUCGAGGCGCCUCGUGGUUGAGAGAAGCGCCUAUUCAGGAAACCUGGACAAGAGUAAUACUAGUUCCGACUUUUGGAGGUGUUAUAGUGUCUAUGCUGAAUCUACUUCGUCAACGUUUUGAUUCCGCUGUCCAAGAAAACCCCUUCCUCCAAACUCCAUCUGCGUACCUCAAGUCUGCUUCCCGCCCUUUCUUAAAGGCCAUGGCAGCUUCUGUUACUUUAGGUACCGGCAAUUCCUUGGGUCCCGAGGGUCCCAGCGUCGACAUUGGUACUUCCGUUGCCAAAGGGAUCGGUCCUUUCUUUGACAAUGCCAAAAGUUCUGGCAGAAUGCUUUCCCUUCUGGCCGCUGGAUCUGCUGCUGGCCUCGCUGCCGGUUUCAAUGCUGCUGUUGCUGGUUGUUUUUUCGCUGUUGAGUCUGUCUUGUGGCCAUCGCCUUCACAUGCGUCUUUACCACUUACAAAUACUACUUCCAUGGUGAUACUUAGUGCUGUCAUAUCUUCUGUUGUUUCUGAAAUUGGCCUUGGCUCUGAACCAGCCUUUAAAGUUCCAGAGUAUGACUUCCGUUCCCCUGGGGAACUCCCGCUGUAUCUAUUGCUGGGUAUUUUAUGUGGCCUAGUGUCAUUGGCCCUAUCUAGGUGUACAUCAUAUAUGUUGACUAUUGUUGACAAUCUUCACAAGGCCACUGGCAUUACAAGAGCUUCAUUCCCUGUAUUGGGAGGCUUAGCAGUUGGGUUGAUAGCAUUGGUGUAUCCUGAAAUCCUCUAUUGGGGUUUUGAGAAUGUUGACAUUUUGUUAGAAUCUCGGCCAUUUGUUAAAGGCCUUUCCACUGACCUUUUGCUUCAGCUAAUAGCUGUCAAGAUAGUUGCAACUUCUCUGUGUAGGGCUUCUGGAUUAGUAGGAGGGUAUUAUGCCCCAUCGCUCUUUAUUGGUGGUGCAACAGGGAUGGUUUAUGGAAAAUUAAUUGGUUUGGCUGUUGCUGAGUUUAAUCCCAUGAUUAACCUCUCUGUUUUGGAAGUGGCAUCACCACAAGCUUAUGGCCUGGUUGGAAUGGCUGCAACUCUUGCAGGAGUUUGUCAAGUACCACUUACUGCAGUUUUGCUUCUAUUUGAAUUGACACAGGACUAUCGGAUUGUGCUACCACUACUUGGAGCAGUAGGGUUGUCUUCAUGGAUGUCAUCCCUACAGACAAAAAGAGAUGACAGGGGGACAAAAAAGCUCAAGUUAGACAACUCAAAUUCUGCUUUACUUCCAGAAAUAACUUCUAAUAGCUUGAUUGAGUCAUCUAAUGGCAAGACCUUUGCUGAAGGUGUGUCAUAUUUGACUGAUUUGUGUCAAGUGGAAAGUUCACUUUGUGUAGAGGAAGAUAAAGUUGAGAUAGCAUAUUUUGUGAGAACAUUUGUUUCAGAAGCCAUGAACACAAGAUAUGUGACAGUGUCAAUGUGUACGCUGCUCACAGAAGUUUUAGAUCUCAUGCUUGCUGAGAAACAGUCAUGUGCAGUAAUUGUUGAUACUGAUGAUACUUUGAUUGGUUUUUUGACACUUACAGACAUUCAAGUUUAUGGAAAAUUUGCAAAAGCAAGAAGCAGAAAACACAAGGAGCUUUCAGUUUCUGAAUUAUGCCUUUUAAAUGGAGGAAUAUGUACUGUACCAUGGACAGCUACACCUGAUAUGGAACUUCAUUAUGCUGAAAUGAUUAUGAAGGAGCGUGGAUUGAAUCAAGUCCCAGUUGUGAGGAAUAUCUAUGGAAGAACAUAUCCGGUUGGUAUAUUAGACCCCCACAGUAUCAGUCUAACAUGCAGUGCUUUGGCCACCAGACAGGCCCUCGGCUAACAUUCCCCACUACCACAUCACCGAUAGGAGGGUGUAGACUACGCUGUCGUGUAUUUUCCUUUAUUGUCCUAUAUUUAAUUUGCAGGGAUCAAUUUGGUACUACCGGAUGAUUUUGUAAAUUUUAAUAUAUAUAUUUUUUAACAGAAGUUUUAUAUCUUUUUUAGGGUAAUCUUGUAGCUUUC